Panonychus citri (citrus red mite) is the source of this 4235-nucleotide messenger RNA. Its product is annotated as rho GTPase-activating protein 39-like. The transcript is spliced from 6 exons. The record is from RefSeq and is a predicted model, not a curated record. Gene Ontology annotation, molecular function: GTPase activator activity; protein binding. Gene Ontology annotation, biological process: signal transduction. The coding region runs from base 882 to 3365 and encodes 827 amino acids. NCBI's taxonomy places the organism in Eukaryota, Metazoa, Arthropoda, Arachnida, Trombidiformes, Tetranychidae. Gene Ontology annotation, cellular component: cytoskeleton; cytoplasm.
UAAGGUCUCAUAUGUUUUCAACGGGUAUUCGGUUAAGUGGUUAAACCAGUUCAAGUUUUAUCCUUUUGUUGUCAAUUAAUUUGGUUUACUUGUUAAUUUCUAAAUUGUGACAAUCUUGAUGUUUAAUUAGUUAUUUUUAAUGACACAAUCGCGAAAACAACAAAAAACAAGAAAAAUUAAAGAGAAUCAACAUUUUCCCUUCUUCCAAAAGCAGGUCAUCAGUUGGACUCUCUCUCUCUCUCUCUCUAUUUUGUGCUUCUUCUUAAGGGUAAGUGAUGAGGACCUGUGCCCGUGAGGUGUAAAAGGUAAACCGAAAUCAACAGUGGACCUGGAAAUCAACGCGCAAGAAAAAACAACAUCAUCAAUAUUCACCAGUAACCAGGAGCGAUCAGCAUAACAACAUCAUCACCAGAAAACCAGAAGAAAUGAACAACAAAAAAGUAUCUCGAUCACCAUGUCCAGUGUUUAGGAUGAAUAAGUGAACAAAACUAAGCCUGAAACCAUCAUCAUCUUUAUAAGAAUCUUAAGAACAUUUUUUAUGAGUUGUUUUGUUUAAGUAAAUAAGUUUCUCUCUUCAUCAUCUUCUCCUCACCACCAACCUGGUUAUGUAAUCUACAUAGAGAGAAGAAGCAAAAACCAACCAGGACCAAAAUCUCCAAAUAUUUAUAACAUCAUUUCUCUCUCUCUCCCUUUUACAUGAACCACAAUUGUUCAUUUAAUCCAUAACAUCAUCACCAUUCCUUACAUUAGUUUUACUCAUCAUCAGUGAAAAAACAACAACAAUAGUCAUUUAAAAUUCUAUGUAUGUUUUUCUGGAUCAGUGACUUAUUUUAGUGGGAAAAACAACAGAAAUCAACCCUUACCAUCCAAAGGAAACAAAUAUGGUGAAAACGGGUGACAAAGUUGAAUGGGUUGAGAUUAUACCCUCAAAAUCAGGUAAAUUAAUGUAUGCAAAUCUAAAGACUGGUGAAUGUUCCUGGGAUCAGCCGAAAACAUCUCCUAACAUCAACAUCCGAAGGAUUAAUGAUCAAACUCAACAAUGGUGGGAACUUUCUGAUGUGAAAAGUGCUCGAUUUUAUUGCAAUGUAAAUACGUCGGAAACAAAGUGGCAAAAACCUAAAGAAGAAGGUGUAAUCAUUAUCCCUUUGGCCAAACUUCAAUUAUCGAAACAAAAUACUCUUCCUCCAAGUGACGAUAUUAAUUCGGAGAGAGUGGACAAUUCCACUCAGACCAAUAGUUCAUUCAUCUAUUGUUCUAACGCAUCAACUCAGACCUCACCGCCAACCGGUACAACGACCACAUCCCAUCAUCAUAUUCCCCACCAUCAUUCACACCAUUCGAGACACUGUUCAUCAAGCCAUGCACAUAAUCACUCAGCCAUUUCUGAGAGGAGUUUAAGACAUUAUCUAUUAAAUGAGGCUCGUUUUGCUGGCCUCUGUUACAAUAUUGACGAUAAUUAUUAUGAAGGAAGUGAUGAAGAAGAGUAUGAUGGUGAAGCUUAUGAAGGCUCUUCAGAUGAAAGUUAUACCGAUAAUUGGGAUGCGGAUGACGAGGACAAUAAUGAAGGAGAAGAGGAUGAAUAUGAGGAAGAAACUGACGAGGAAUCUGAAGAUGUUAUCGAUGGCAGGUCAUCAUAUCAUCGACGUGAUGAAACCGAUACUAGUGAUUACUAUGAGACUUCAUCCUUUGUUUACUAUAAAAAAUCAGCAUCUUUUACAAGUGGAUUGGGUUCAUUAGAUGCUAGUGAGAAACCAAUUAAAUCAGCUGAAGAUAAUAACACUGGAAUAUUGGACAUUGUUAGAGCAGAGAAAAGAAAAACAAAAGAUAAAUCAUCUGAGACUGAACACAGUGAAACAAGUGAAAAGAUAUUACGAACAAAAGAUCGAGAUGAAGAAGGGAAAGUUCGUAAAAAGGAUAAGCUGAAAGAGAUUAAAAAGGAAGAUAAAGAAAACGAUGACACCGAAACUAAACCCGUGCCUCCAAGAAGAGGGAUCUCUCUUGAUUCGUCGAUUAUUCAAGCACAAACCAAUGAACAAUUGGAGAAAUACGCUCGUGAAAAUAUUAAACGUCACCUUAAAAAAGGUGGACUUAAUCAGAUGUUAAAGCGACGACAUUCACUUAAGGGAAUGUUAAUAUGGACCAAGUUUUCAAUCAAACAGCCAAUGAUUGCGACCUUAAUGAACGACAAUGACCUUAAACAAGAGGCAAUCAAUUGUUUUAAGUUAAUUCAACAGUAUUGUGGGGACAGAGGAAAAGGAAAUACCAAAAAUGUUGGUACUAAGACAAAUACUCUAGUUCGUAGAGAGGAAGUAGCUAAAGAAUUGAUCACUAAAGGUGUGGUUAGAGGACUUUUACUUCGUGAUGAGAUUUUUGUACAACUUUGCCGUCAAACAACUGAGAAUCCAUUAGAUGAAAGUUUACAAUUAGGCCUUGAGUUGAUUGCUCUUUGUCUCUACUACUUUGGCCCAUCACAAAAGUUUGCACCUUACCUGAGCUCCUUUUUAAGUAGCCAUAAAAGUGAAUUUGCACGGAAAAUUUGUCUCAAAAAGUUAGACAAUAAGAUGGAAUCACUGGGUGGAUCAAAUAGCUCCGUUGGUGCCCAUUGUCGUAAACCAGCCUCCGUUCAAGAGAUUUCCAUGGUAAUCCAGUCAAUUAAACGAGGUUACCUGGGCAUGUUUGGUGAAUCUUUAAAUAAUUUAAUGACACUUCAAGGUAACUAUCUACCUAAGAGAAAGUUACCUUGGAUUCAAGUGACUUUAAGUGAAACUAUUUUACGUUUGGGUGGAGCGGAACAAGAAGGAAUUUUUCGUAUUGCUGGAGAUGUUGAGGAAACAACUAUGCUCAAAUUGUAUAUCGAUUGCCUUCAACCAGAUAAAGAGCUGGAAACUGAUUUUAUCGUUUUGUGCAACAAAUGGAAAGGUAUUCUUUGCCAUGAAGGUGAUGUUAACCUGGAUGUCAAUGUAUUUGCCUGUUUACUUAAACAAUGGUUUCGAGAGCUUCGAGAACCUGUAAUACCUUAUAGCUUUUAUCAGGAAGCUUUACAUACCUGUGAAUCGCCUUCAAAUGCGAUAUACAUGGUUGAGAAAAAGUUACCCGCCAUCAAUAAACUGGUCAUUGGUUAUCUAAUUCGUUUCUUACAAGUUUUCAGCGCCAAACAGAAUGUUGAUUUUACUAAAAUGGAUGAGAACAAUUUAUCAAUGGUUUGGGCACCAAAUAUACUUAGAGCUCCUCCAAACAGUAACACAAUGCCAACAUCUAAUUCACCUAAUGCAACUUUAAUCUUUGAGAAUACAAGGAAGGAGAUGACUUUCAUCAGAACUUUGAUUCAGUAUUUGGAUACAAGUUACAUUCAAGGUGUAAUCUAGUCACAAGUCGAUACGAAUGAUGAGAAAUCAACCUUCAAUUUCAUCAAAUUACAUGAAAUCUUUUUUUCUACUACAUUAAACAAGGAAUAAUUUGUGAAUGUACUUGUGUGUGUGUUUCUCUCUCCUACUAAUUGCAUGAUAUUGAAUUGAUUUUCUUUCACCGAAUGAAAAUUCAUGAAAAUGAUUUUGCUUCUCUCUCCAACAACUAAACAACUAAACAAAUGAACAAUUUACUUGUUAAACAUUCGGGAAAAAAGUAAAAGCUCAACAAUGAUGAUUAUCAAACAAGAUUACCUGAAGAUGGUGUUGAAAAUCAAUAAGGAAAUGUCACGAAAAAAUGAUCUUCAUCAUAUCUAAUCAACUCUCAUCUUUUAUCAUCAUUGGUCAAUCGUCUCUUGAUACACAUACACACUAAUACAUUGGUCUAAAUGUUUAAAAAACGCAUGAUUUAUACAAUCAAUUAACUAAUUUUUUUCUCUCUCUAUUCUUAAUCAUCUGGGUAUUUGGAGAUUAUUUUGAAGGAGCCAAUUUACACUCUAGAUCUUUUUCAUCGUCAUCAUCAUCAUCAUCAUCAAUUGUCAACAAUUUAUCAUCAACAUUCUCAUUCUCAUUCUCAUCAUUUGAAUUUGCAUUUUGAAAAACAAUCACAGAAAAUCAUGUUAAUCAAACCAAUUCUGGGUUCAUGAUUAUCUCUCCUUUUCUCAUUAAUCCAUUUCUAUCGUUCUCAUGAUAACAUGAUUACUCUGUGAUUAAUUCACUGAUUGUAUUUAAUUAAGUUUUGUUUCAAGUAAACAAAAAUAAUAAAUCUCCAAGCAGAUUAAUUUAAAAAAUUUAUAAAUAUGAAUAUAAAUAAAAUAUAUAUUAAUAGUA